Molecule: messenger RNA, 423 nt
Organism: Staurois parvus
Lineage: Eukaryota; Metazoa; Chordata; Amphibia; Anura; Ranidae
Source: the annotation of a GenBank genome assembly
GUCAUGUGAUCAGCUGUGUCCAAUCACAGCUGAUCGCAUGGGACAUGUACACUGAUCAUCAGGUCACUGAUGAUCAGUGUGCCCUGAUGAUCUCUGUAGCCCCAGCAAUGCCACCUGUCAGUAUCCAUCAGUGCCAGCUGUCAGUGCUCAUCCAUGCCACCUGCCAGUGCCUAUCAGUGCCACAUCAAUGCCACAUUUCAGUGCCUACCAGUGCACAUCAAUGCCAAAUAUCAGUGCCCAUCUGAGCUGCCUUUCAGUGUCACCCAUCAGUGCCAGUCAGUGCCACCUAUCAAUGCCAGUCAGUGCCACCUAUCAGUGCUGCCAAUCAAUGCCACCUAUCAGUGCCAGUCAGUGCUGCCUAUCAGUGCCAGUCAGUGCCGCCUAUCAGUAUGCAUCAGUGCCGCCUAUCAGUGCCCAUCAGUG